AUGCCGCGUAUUAUGAUAAAGGGUGGUGUUUGGCGGAAUACAGAGGAUGAAAUUUUAAAGGCGGCUGUAAUGAAAUAUGGUAAGAAUCAAUGGAGCCGUAUAGCAUCUUUAUUGCAUAGAAAGUCAGCGAAGCAAUGCAAGGCACGUUGGUUCGAAUGGUUGGAUCCCAGUAUAAAGAAAACCGAAUGGAGCCGGGAAGAGGAUGAGAAGUUAUUGCAUCUUGCUAAGUUGAUGCCCACCCAAUGGCGAACUAUUGCACCCAUAAUUGGGAGAACGGCAGCACAGUGUUUAGAAAGAUAUGAAUAUUUACUUGACCAAGCACAAAAGAAAGAAGAGGGAGAUGAUGCCGCUGAUGAUCCUCGUAAACUUAAGCCUGGAGAAAUUGACCCUAAUCCAGAAACAAAACCAGCCAGACCAGAUCCUAAAGAUAUGGAUGAAGAUGAAUUGGAAAUGUUGUCGGAGGCGCGCGCUAGACUCGCAAACACUCAAGGAAAGAAGGCGAAACGCAAAGCGCGUGAAAAGCAGUUGGAGGAGGCACGCAGGCUCGCUGCUUUACAAAAACGUCGAGAGUUAAGAGCCGCCGGGAUUACAGUGUCGCAGAAGAACAAGCGCAAACGCGGCGUGAAUUAUAACACAGAGAUACCAUUUGAGAAGCGACCCGCACCCGGUUUUUACGACACCUCGAACGAGCACGUCGAUCCACUGGCGAUCGACUUCUCAAGAAUGAGACAGCAACACUUGGAUGGCGAGCUUCGACAAGAAAAGGAAGAAAUGGAACGCAGAAAAGAUAAGCAGAAGCUUAAACAACGCAAAGAGAACGAUAUUCCUAUGGGUAUGCUGAACAACGAGGAACCCAUAAGGAAAAGAAGCAAAUUGGUUCUGCCAGAACCGCAGAUCUCCGAUCAAGAAUUGCAGCAAGUCGUGAAGCUCGGCAGAGCGUCGGAAGUCGCUCGAGAAGUUGCAACCGAGAGUGGUAUCACUCUAUCCGACAGUUUGCUGGCCGAUUACUCCUUACCUACAAACGCGGCAGUAACGCCUCGCACACCAGCCGUCACGGAUAGAAUAUUGCAGGAAGCUCAAAAUGUCAUGGCUCUCACGCAUGUGGACACGCCACUCAAAGGUGGUUUAAACACUCCACUCAAUAAUCCGGACUUCACCGGUGUCGUGCCACCUACUAAUGUUGUCGCCACACCAAAUACGAUUUUGACAACCCCUUUCCGCUCGCAACGCAGCGACGGAACACCCGUGAAUACAUUCAACACACCGGGCGGAGCGUCGGUGCGAACGCAAAACGGCGUUUUAGCGGCGACACCCGUUCGCGAUAAGCUCAACAUUAAUCCGGACGAAAGCGCGGACGGCUCGGAGACUCCGCUUGUACAGACGCAAGCGAAAAGUUCGUUGCGCGCAGCAUUAAGUUCUUUACCAGCGCCUUGCAACGACUAUGAGAUAGACAUGCGCGACGAAGAGGUAAGCGAGGAGAACACCAGCAUGCUAGCAAACGAUAUGGUCGAAGAUCAAGCAGACAUUGAUGCGAGACAACAACAGGAAUUGAUAGAGGAAAGGAAAAGAGAAUUGGCACGCAGAUCGCAAGUGAUACAAAGAGAGUUACCGCGCCCUGUGGAUGUGAAUAUGAAUAUUUUAAGACCCUAUAUGGACACACCGUUAACUGAUUUACAAAGGGCGGAGGAAUUGAUAAAACGAGAAAUGAUCACGAUGUUGCACUAUGAUGCGCUGCAAAACCCGACGCAACCGAAUCGAAAGGGCGCCGCAAUGUCAUUGGCUCAGGCUCAAGCUUAUUUGGAAAUACAUCCAUAUGAUACCUUCGAGGAAAAUGAUCUUGUUGGUGCUAAGAAAAUGUUAAACGACGAGAUGGGAGUCGUAAAGGAAGGUAUGGCGCAUGGUGAAUUGAGCCUAGAUGCUUAUACCACCGUAUGGGAAGAAUGCUUGUCGCAGAUCUUGUACCUAGAGCCGCAAAAACGGUACACUCGCGCGACAUUGGCCUCGAAGAAAGAUCGAGUGGAAGCAUGUGAAAGAAAAUUGGAGGAAAAUCGUAUGCACAUGACCGGUGAAGCUAAACGCGCUGCAAGAAUGGAGAAGAAGUUAAAAAUAUUGACUGGUGGUUAUCAAACCAGAGCGCAAGUAUUGACGAAGCAACUGCACGACACGUGGGAACAGAUAGAGCAGGCGCACCUCGAACUAUCGACGUUUAAAUUCCUGCAAACUCAAGAAGAGGCGGCAAUACCUAGACGAAUAAACGGACUGAUGGAGGAUGUGAACAGACAAACAGAGCGAGAGCGCUCGUUGCAAAUGCGCUAUGCUCAGCUGCAAGACCAAUUACAAACGAUUCGACUGGAGCAUUCAUCUUAGGAGUGCAUUGCAAUGCUUGCCAAGUACGCGCGGUAAACUGUGCUGUAACGCGUAUGUUGCUUCACAACAUUAAAUAAACCAAUGUUGCGCAAUGCAGUUAAUCGCAUACGUCUUUGAUGGAAAUAUUUACUGAAAAUCUUAAUUUUAAAAUUUAUUAAGAUUCGUUAUGAUUAAUUAAAAUUAAUCAAAAUUUUUUAAAACUCAUGAAGAUUCAUUAAAAUUAGUAAAAUUUAUUAAAAUUUAUAAAAUUAAUUUCAUUGUUACGUAACAAUAAAAUAAAUUCUACAAAUUGUAAUGGAUUUUAUGAAUAUAAUGAAUUUUAAUAAAAAGGAGGAAAUUUCAAAGAAAUUUUCAGUAAUAUAUUUCCAUCAGGGAUGUCAUAUACAGCUUAAUAUACAGUAUAAUUCGUUGCAGAAGCAAGCACAUAUCUACAAAUCUUAUACAUCUUAAAAAAUACGACGUAUCUAGCAAAUAAUCUAGAUAAGUAUAUAAAUCUCGUGUUAUAAUAUAUUAUGCGUAAUAUGACUGCUCGCGCAUUUCACGAGUGAAGCAAAAAGUUGUAAAUUGUUCCUUUAUAUACUGUCAAAUAGAAGUCUCGCUCUAGAGCCUUCAUACACAAAUUGACCUAACAAUAUAACGUAAAACAUAUCAUAAGAAUUGAUCAAUUACGAUCAAAUGUUUAUAAAAAUGACUACUUACGAUUCGACGAUUCUCAGCGUGAUUGAUCAAUUCUUACGUUACUGUUGUGUCAAUUUGUGAAUUGACGAUUUGUGUGAAGGCUUUUAUCCUCGCUUUAUUCUAAUAAUAAAAAUUAUGUGUUUAAUAUUGUGAUGUAUCUAGAAAAAAAACUAAAAAGAAAACUAAAAAUGUUUUUUCAUCA
This is a messenger RNA of Odontomachus brunneus, 3247 nucleotides long. It is a transcript of the gene Cdc5, whose product is annotated as cell division cycle 5-like protein. Gene Ontology annotation, biological process: regulation of transcription by RNA polymerase II; mRNA splicing, via spliceosome. Gene Ontology annotation, cellular component: Prp19 complex; spliceosomal complex. Bases 1 to 2367 code for a protein of 788 amino acids. The record is from RefSeq and is a predicted model, not a curated record. NCBI's taxonomy places the organism in Eukaryota, Metazoa, Arthropoda, Insecta, Hymenoptera, Formicidae. Gene Ontology annotation, molecular function: RNA polymerase II transcription regulatory region sequence-specific DNA binding; DNA-binding transcription factor activity, RNA polymerase II-specific. The transcript is spliced from 10 exons.